Molecule: messenger RNA, 171 nt
Organism: Microbotryum saponariae
Lineage: Eukaryota; Fungi; Basidiomycota; Microbotryomycetes; Microbotryales; Microbotryaceae
Source: the annotation of a GenBank genome assembly
AUGAUGUCUAUUAUUAUGAUCAAAUUCAGUAGCAGCAAAGCAGGUAUUGUGCAUAAAUAUCAUAACCAUGGCACAUUAAUUGAGUUAGUGUGAACUAUUACACCCGCAUUCAUUUUAAUUGCUAUUGCAUUUCCUAGUUUCAAAUUACUUUAUUUAAUGGAUUUUUCCUGA